AGUUUCGUGACAAAUUGUUAUGAGUCAGUUCAUCACGAUACAAGUUGGACAAUGCGGAAAUCAGAUCGGUUCAGCAUUUUGGCCUUUGACAUUGCACGAGUAUGGCGUACAAACGACUCAUACUGCCGUGAAUUUAUUGAAAACACAACGUCAUCAUAUUAAAAAUAUAAGCGAUCUAUCAGAUGCGUUUCAUAGUUUCUUUUCAGUACCUGAUAAUUCGCAUAAUUUAUGCUUCAAAACUAUAGCAGAUUUAAAAAAAGCUAAAGUCAAGGCCAGGGCGGUUUUGAUAGAUAUGGAAGAUAAUGUUAUAACAGGAAUAAAGAAAGGUCCCUUACAUGAUUUAUUCGAUGAAACUUGCAUGGUCACAAAUUAUCCAGGAUCUGGAAAUAAUUGGGCUGUGGGUUAUUAUACUCAUGGAACAGAAUAUCGUGAUAAAUUAGAGGAUAGCAUAAGGCGUACAGUUGAAAAAUGUUGUCGGUUACAUGGUUUCUUAAUUAUGCAUUCCCUUGGAGGUGGUACUGGUUCUGGGUUAGGGACAGCUACCUUAAAAUUAUUGGCUGAUAACUAUCCUAAUGUAGACAGACUGGUAUCUUGCAUAUAUCCAACAGUUAUGCAAGAUGUUGUUACAGCUCCAUAUAAUUCAUUGUUAGCAACACGAGAGCUUAUAGAAUACGCAACAUGUGUAUUUCCCGUUGAAAAUACAUCGCUUUUAGACAUAUGUACCUCGCAAUUGAGUAAAAAAGAGAACAUGGAUCAGAUAAAUUACAAUGUUUCGUGUAGACCAUUUCAAGAUAUGAAUAGUAUUGUUGUAAAUAUGCUUCUUCAUUUAACUAGCGGAUCUAGAUUUCCGGGUGUCUUAAAUAUGGAUAUAAACGAAAUAGCAACAAAUCUUGUACCAUAUCCAAAAUUACAGUAUAUAUUUAGUAGUGUCAGUCCGACAGCUCUAACCGCACCAAAAAUAUAUACUAUACAAGGAACAAAGAUGCAAGAUGAACUGUUUACUAAUGCAUGGUCACGAAGCAAUCGGUUGAUUAAAAUAGAUCCGCUCCAGGCAGAUUCAAUAACUUUCAGCGCUGCACACAUCGCAAGGGGAAAUUGUUCUAUGACCGAUUUACAACGAAAUAUUGAAAGGUUUCAAAGUAAAGUUAAGUUUACGGAGUGGAGUAAAGAGGCUAUGAAAGUAGGCUUGUGUUCCAUACCCCCAGCUGGACAUUCGGCCUCUGUGUUAUGUCUUUUAAACUCAUCUGCGAUGUCAUCGUUAUUUAAGAAUAUCAUAAAGCAGUUUACUACAUUAUAUAAGAGAAAGGCACACGUGCAUCACUAUACGCAAGUUCAAGGCUUCGAAGAAGCAUAUUUUGCUGAUAGUAAAGAGACACUUACAAACUUAGUUACACAAUAUGCCGAACUGCAAACAGUGAAACAAAUAGAUAUUUCUCGGCUACAGAUUAUUUAAUUACAUUU
This is a messenger RNA of Colletes gigas, 1461 nucleotides long. RefSeq names its product tubulin epsilon chain-like. Gene Ontology annotation, molecular function: GTP binding; structural constituent of cytoskeleton. NCBI's taxonomy places the organism in Eukaryota, Metazoa, Arthropoda, Insecta, Hymenoptera, Colletidae. The transcript has 9 exons. The record is from RefSeq and is a predicted model, not a curated record. Gene Ontology annotation, biological process: microtubule cytoskeleton organization; mitotic cell cycle. Bases 20 to 1453 code for a protein of 477 amino acids. Gene Ontology annotation, cellular component: microtubule; cytoplasm.